GGGGCUCCCGGGGGAUAAAUCAUCGCUGAGCGGGGCAGGAGUUGGUUUUAGGUGCUUAGGUUCACUUCCAGGUCCGCUUUCCAAGGAUACUCUCCGGCUUUCCCAGGAUCUGUCAAGGCUGGGAGGGAACACAGGCAUCUGGGCCAGCCUGUUCAAGCAGGGAGCACAGGACACAGGAUUGUGUUCAGACGGUUCUGGAAUAACUCCAGCCUCUCUGGGCAGGCUGUUCCAGUGCUCAGUCACAUGCACAGCAAAUAAGUUCUUCCUCGUGUUCAGGUGGGACAUCCCGGGCAUCAGUUUCUGCCCGUUGUUUCUCAUCCUGGUGGGUGGCUGCACCAAGAAGAGCUCAAAACCAUCUUUUUGAUGUGCAUAUCUAAAUGUUUAUCUCUCUCCAGCCUCUGGGAGCAUUGUUUUGAAGAAUGUCUGGAAGUUUCUACUUCGUGAUAGUUGGUCAUCAUGAUAAUCCCAUAUUUGAAAUGGAAUUUCUGCCUCCUGGAAAAGUAGAGUCAAAGGAUGAUCAUCGCCAUCUCAACCAGUUCAUUGCCCAUGCUGCUCUUGACCUCGUGGAUGAGAACAUGUGGCUUUCUAACAACAUGUAUUUGAAGACUGUGGACAAGUUUAAUGAAUGGUUUGUUUCUGCUUUUGUCACAGCUGGACAUAUGAGAUUUAUAAUGCUUCAUGAUGUAAGGCAAGAAGAUGGAAUUAAGAACUUCUUUACUGAUGUGUAUGAGUUGUAUAUAAAGUUUGCAAUGAAUCCAUUUUAUGAACUCAAUACUCCUAUUCGAUCCACUGCCUUUGAAAGGAAAGUCCAGUUCCUUGGGAAGAAACACCUUUUAAGCUGAAUAAAUAAAUCUCCUGAGUGAGUGCUUUUUCCCUGCUUUCCUGAUUGUUUGAACUGUAUGUCAUCUGGUUAGUCCCCUACAUGUUUUAUAUUCAUCUUCUGAAGACUGACUAAUUGGAUGCUGAAGCAGCUUUUUCUUUUGCUGAUAUAGAUAAGAACAGCCAAGCUUCUCUGGUUAAAAAGGUAUAUCUCAAGAAGCUUCCUUUUAUAUUAUAUGUAAAUGAAGUUUUAAACUAUCAGAAGCUGCAAAGGUACAAAUGAAGAAACUGGGACAUUAUGUAUUAAUGCAUGUGCAAAGUGUAAGCCUCUGACAUAGGUUGGGAGGAAAUUGGAUCUAAAUGCAAAAGAUGUUACCAAUCAUCUUCUUUAGUAUGAGCAAAAGGGAAUUCUUGACUGUUUGGCCUAAGUGCUUAAUUUUAUGACAAACUUAACUAGUUGUAUUCCUUCAGUAGAGAACUCACUCUGCAGACUAACCAGACUAAUAUUACACUCUGUGGUAGUAAAUCAAGCCUCUAUUUAUUCAUAUGUAAUUGUAUGUAUAUAAAUUACUCAAUAAAAAAUUGAUAGAUCAGAAAAGCUGUCUUCAUACUUCAAGAAAAUCUGAGGAAAACCCCUAAGGUUUAUAAGUGUGUAAUUUCAAAUUUUCUAUGCAUUUAGUGCAAUACACAUUUAGCUGCAGUGUUGCAUCAAUGAAUGAAGUAGACCAGAACAGCCAGAUUUGCCUUGACAUUAAUUCAAAUUCACACAUGAAAAAAAGCCCAAACUAAAUUUACAUGUUUAAACCCAUGGGUUUUUUCCCAAUAUUUCUGCAACUGCUGAAACUUUCUUUUUGUAAAUAAAUUUAGAGGAGGAUCUUUGAACCAUGAAAGUGUAUUUGUUGAGGUUUCAGAAAGGCAUUAUUUGGCCUGGCUCCUAGUCCAUUGUAAAAGCUUAUAGGAGCCAUUUUGCAAAACUUAACAUCAUUCCAAACCAGUAAUUUUUAAACAGAUCAUUUGGCAUAUAUGUACCUAAUGCUUUGUCUGGGUUUAAAAUCUUAAGUAUUCUGUGUCUUUAUGCAGCAAAUCUGUAUAAGCUCUGUUGUACUUUUUUUUUUUCACUGUCUGAAAAGUAAUUUCCAAAGGAAGUGGCAUGCUGUUCUAAGAAGUAUUUUGCAUAGUCUGUAUAAUUAAGGGGACCACGUGUGUAUGUGCUGUAAGUCAGUCAUUAUUUCUGCACUUACUGCUAAGUUGUCACUGUAAAAUGUUCCAUGAGAAAAAAGGACAUGAUAAAGAGGUUGCAAUACUUACCUUAAAUAAAACAUGAAAUGUUGUAGUAUG
This is a messenger RNA of Lonchura striata (white-rumped munia), 2157 nucleotides long. The record is from RefSeq and is a predicted model, not a curated record. Lineage: Eukaryota; Metazoa; Chordata; Aves; Passeriformes; Estrildidae.